Messenger RNA from Lodderomyces jiufengensis, 1278 nucleotides. It is a transcript of the gene MSS51, whose product is annotated as Mss51p. The transcript has a single exon. The record is from RefSeq and is a predicted model, not a curated record. Bases 1 to 1278 code for a protein of 425 amino acids. Gene Ontology annotation, biological process: mitochondrial respiratory chain complex IV assembly. Lineage: Eukaryota; Fungi; Ascomycota; Pichiomycetes; Serinales; Debaryomycetaceae. Gene Ontology annotation, cellular component: extrinsic component of mitochondrial inner membrane.
AUGUCAACUACACGAUGUAUACGAAAUGUUUCCACCAAAUCAAUACGAUAUAAUAUCCCAACUAAAAGAAAUUUUUCAUUAUUUUGGAAAAUGUUAAAUAUGAAUGAUCCAAAUAGUACCAAUAAAGAAAGAAAAUUAUAUAAUUGGGAUGAAUCACCUUAUGAAGAUAUACGUACACACGCAGCAGUAAUAAGAGCAAAAGCCACUUGUCCUGUAACUAAGGGACCAGUGGAGUUUGUAUGUCCAUAUUCAGGUAUACCAACUCAUUCAUCAAAAGAAGCAUGGGAAAAUGACACGGAAUAUCAUAAUUUAAAAAAAUAUGAAAAUUUGAAAAAAGUAAAUUUAUAUGAACAUGAUUUAAGAAGUGGUAGAAAAUUUGAAGAAUUUGCAUUUCCAGGAGAACAAGAAAGAGAUUUUAUGAUAAAUAUAAGUGAUUGGGAUUCAUUUUUUUAUACAAGAGAUUUCCCACCAAUGAAUGAUGAAUUUAAUUUAGCCGCUGCUACAAAAGUAUUGACAUAUCCAAUGACAAUAGCGUCAAUAUUACAUAAAUUUUCACCUUAUCAAAUAGAACCAAAAGGACCAUUAACAAUUGAAGGAGCAAAAUCGUUGGGUGCAUUAAGAUAUUCAUUAUAUCCACCUUAUCAAAAAAUGGUAGAGGGAGUAACUCAUUUCAAAGAUAGACCAAUGAGAAUAUUUAUAGUUGGUGCAAGAAUGGAAUCAAUGUUGCCAGGAUAUGUGUGGAAACAAUUUGGUUAUCUUUUCCCAAGAACAAGAUUUGAAAUACAUCUAAUUGGACCAGAAUCGUAUUUUGAUAAAGAAAGUAGAUCAUUUGCUCCAACUAAUGUACCAAAUGGUCGUCCAUUAAUUGAAAGAUUUGAUGAUCAAAUAACAAUACAUCAUCAUACACAAUUUUUUAAUGAAUUAUAUGAUAUGGGAGAUUUAUUCCCAUUUGAUCCAUAUUUAGAUUGUUUUUUCUUAUUCCAUCCAGGUUUUAAAACAGCUGAUCAAAUACAUUGGGAUAAAUCGUUGAAAGGAUUUUUGGAAUCUAAAUGUCCAAUUUUCAUAACUGGGUUCCAUGACGAAGAUAUAGAUAAAGAAAUAAAUUGGUUAAAUAAUCACAGUCUAAAUGAUGAAAUGGAUAUUUUAAUGAAUAAAACAGAUAAUAAAUUUGCAUGUACAAAAUUAGAUAUAAUUGAUACAAAUCCAACUGAAACUUUUAAUUUAAAUAGUAAAGUAUUCGGUAUAAGAGGUAAAAGAUAUGAAGCUAUAAAGAAAUAA